AAUUUCUCACGUAUUCAUUUUCCAACUACUUAUUUUAUAUAGAAACUAAGCGGCGGAAUUGUUUACUGGUUGAUAAAAUGCAUUAAUAUUGUACAAAGGCUUUGAGAAAAGAAUGUAGAUUGUUAGUGUGUAUUGUUUUUGCGAAGAAAAACAUAAAUUUGCCUUCAUAAUCAAUUUAUUGAGCUGGAUGGUGGUUUGCUGAUUGAACUGACAGUGAACAUUGAAAGUUUGUUUUUUAUUCGAAAGUGUGAUUGAUGUGAAAAUACGAGUAUUAUGGUGGAUAUUUCCUUUCAUCGAAAUUGGUGUACAUUUGUGUUGUUUCUCGCCAUUGUGGAAUGCUGAACAUGCUGAACAGUCAAAUUAUUUAAUAUGUUCAUUGCAUUUGUCAAAAUAAUCGUAGCAAUCAGAGAAUGGAUUGGUGUCUUUGUUUUUAUACCCUUCGAAAAAGUAGAAAAGGAAAUUCUUGAAUACAACACGGAACAAACCAAUUAAAUUAGAGAUGUGAUAUAGAAAAUGGUUACGCUGCAAUGAACUACGAUGGACCUACGCGAUGUAUUCCAAAGAAUUCGAUUUUCUUCAUCAUAUUUAUCAACAUCAAAUCACAUGCACGACGAAUCUUCGAUAUUACUGCCUUCUGUUCAUAAACGUAGCGGAGAUUACAAAGAUCAGCUCAACAAUGUGAAUCAUAAGUACCGCCAGCUUUCAACAAUACUGGAGAAAAAUAAGGAUUUACAUCGUUCUCAGCAGCAUACACGCGAAUUCGUAUAUUACUAUAACAACCAGCCAACGUCUCAAGCCGACGUCACUUUCGAAAGUGUUUCAUUAGCUCAACCUUGGCGUGAAGUUGCAUUUCCUAUUGUUUUGUUCACAUCCGCGCUGAUAGGUGUUGUGUUGAUAGGAAUUGUGCUGCUGUUGUGGUUCAAAAGUUUAACUAAAAACGAUAAAGGAUUCAAGCGCAAACUUAUUGAUAAAACGAAGCUGUUAAAGCUUGACAAACAAUCUUUGCAAACGAACAGAAAGAUGAAUGAGUAUGAUUGUUCUCAGAUGGAUGUUCCGAUAACCAUAAUGUCAGGAGGUUCCAGUCUAAAACUUACCAACUUACCAAUUUCAACGAAAGGUCAUCUAUUAGAGCAUGCGCACUACAAAGAAGGAUCAAGGCGCAAAAAUAAUAGUUAUGAUAAUCUACAAAAAAUUUCUAGUCCCCAUUCCAUGAGGAGAGCAUACGCUAAACCAUCGUUAAAUAAUUUCGGAUUACCUACCACUCUGUCAGCCCCUUCUUCUCCAGCAAAAGCGACUGGAAGAAAUGGUCGAGUCAAUGAAUUUAGUUUCUUUGAAUGGCAAUCAUCAGGUUCGAGGAGUAAAUGUUCCAAGAAAGAAAUAUUUACAGAGCAUGAGCGCUCCGAUGAAUUGAGAGUUCAAGAUAAGUCUCUAAAAUGUAAGAUCAUUUCAACGAAGGAGUCAACAGCAGUGUCAGAAAACUCAGAAACAAUAAACUCACCAUCUGUAUUUUCGUCUCCAAAAGUAGUUCGUACACAAACAUCGGAAAAAGAGGUUUCUGUCGCCAGUCCUGUACCAUAUCCAUUUAUGAUGGACGACAAAGAAAACCUUCCAAAGUGUGCGUUAGCAUUUGAAGGUUGGAAUACACAUAAAUCCAGAGCAGAUAACCAAAUUGUGAAAAAAGUAGAAACAGCAUGUAACCAAACACCCCCGAACACAAAAAUUCUUACACAAUCGCCUUUAUUUUUCCCGAAUGAGCAUAAUUCGCCAGUUGUGUAUGAUUCAUCGUCAUCGCCCACAUUGAUACCGUCUCUAACACCCUCCUCUGUAUCUUCGUCGGUAACAUCAUCUGCUACAAAUACUACUCCAAAUGUAGAUUUUUGCAAAAGUAGCAGUGCAUGUAGUAUGAAAGGACGAUUCACAUUCUCACCUAAAGUAAUAAGCGAAUACAGUUAUCAGGAUUCUUCCCAGAGAGGAUUAAAGCAGACGGGAAAUGACCAUAAGUAUGGUAACUCAUACUUUCGUUUUCCCGAAGUGGAUACCUUCACUCCUCCCAACAGUGCACAGGUAUCGAAUCAAUUUGGUAUAAGCAAGACGAAUAAUUUGAAAAUACCCUCGCUUGUGACGUCUUGUGUUUCAUCACUAGAAACGAAUAUACAAGAACUUGCAUCAGCUCAAAAUACUUCGAUGUCUAAUCUAAAUGUAGUCCAAGAUCACGAUAAUUUCUUAACAACAGACAUAAAUGAUACAGCAGCAACAACAACAACAACGGUAGAGUCAGAAAAGUAUAGCUCUACAUCGGAUAACUGUAGUGAAAACCUUGCUUCUCAAAACCGUGUAUCACGACGUGUUCGUCUGAAAUCUAUUUCACUAGAUUCAGAAGGAGCUCGUUUGGUGGAAGAAAAUCUUACUUCUAGUAUUCCAGUAGAAGAACUUGUGGAAUUGGCUGCGAAUCAAACACAUUAUUCUACGUCAGAAAACCAUUUGCAGUUACAACCAUCAACACAUACUUUUUUAGAAGAGGUCGACAAAAGUUUUAAUUCAUUUAAACGACAGCGCAACAUUUUCAAUCUUACUCUAAACUUGGAUGAUAAAGACGAAACGUUGGCGGUUGAUAACGAUUAUAAGUUUAACGAAUUUUACUUCGAAUACUACGAUUAUGAUGAUGAGGAAGAUGAGGAAUUCAUCGUGGAAUGCGAUGGUGGCACAGGUUACAAUGAAAAGCCCAAGAAACAAAGUAAUCAGCUACAGACACCAAAAACACCAACUUUGACCCAGACUCGUAAGAAAGCAAGCUCCCUGGAUUCUGAUCAAUCCCUGAGAUAUAUACUCCCACAAACAGUGGUGACAUGUAGUUCAAUCGAUAGGAGUGAGCAGCGUAAUAAUUCGCGUUGCAUGAUGAUGAACUCUUCUACAUCAACGAUACGAACGUCUUCGUUAUCGGUACCCACGACGCCGAAACGUCAACCGUAUCGGUUACAACAGCAACAUGGGAAAUACAAACAAAAUCGUCACAUGAAUGACAACAUCUUCACCAUCGAUAACAGUCCGGCAUCUGAACGUCAUCCCUUGAGUAGCUUUCAGCAAAAAUUGGGGAGUUUCGAUGAGCAUACACAUCAUCAGAACUUAACCGAUUGUGACAGCAAAUCCAUCAAUAGUACAUGUUCCAAUACAUUCCUUCUACAGGAUGCGAAUGGCCCAAAUGCGAAUUUGAACACAUUGCCUGAAAUUACACCGACAUGUGAUUCCUCAGAAAUAUCGAAUGAGAUAACCAGAAUACAAAAACCACCGAUUCAAACGAUAAACAAAAGCCGAUCCAGUAUCCUUCAAAGAAGAGGUUCUAAUCAUAGUCUCACAUUGAAUCUCGACGCAAUACCCGUAUGUGGCGCCUUAUCUAAAGGUCUUUCAGCUUCCAACUAUAGUUUGGGUAACUAUACAGGAUCUCACUUAAGCUUAGCUGGAUCUUCAUACAAUUUACAGAACCAGCAGCACCAAAAUGCUCAAAAAUCGGUUGUACACGUACUACAAACAAAGAAAAAUCUCUUGCAGCGGCGUGGGUCAAAUACAAGCUUAAUCUUGAACUUGCAAGAAUCAAAUAGCAGUUUAAACCGUUUUAAUAGUCAUAGUUCACUCAACAUCCAAAGCCAACAACAUACCCGUCCAAUAAAGAAGGGGCUUCUCGAACGACGAAAUUCAAACACUAGUUUAACGUUAAUCAACAUUCAGAACCGUGCACUUUCUGUUUCAAACUGUAACAUUCCAGGCUCAGUUUGCAGCCUCAACAGUGUGGCAACAUACCAGACACAGAAUGAAGCCCUUAUGUUGGAAGAAGACGAGCAUCAGACAGUUUGCAACAAUAAACAGUCGAAUCACUGCAAUCGGAUAGCUUCUGGGCCAGUGAAUGAAUCUCAUUUGUCGCCAAACUGUCAACAGCAUGGAGGAAGGCGUAAAUUUCUCAGCUCAGACAGUCUUCAUAACAUAACCAGCGUUCGAGCUGGAUGUUGCUGUCAGCAGAAAGAGACAACUGUGAAUAAUUCUGAGCAUUGCUGCAAUGUCCACAGAAACAAUUAUGGUGGUUCAACAGAGGACGUUAAGCAGCAACCAAUGUUUCUCAAUACUGACUGUACGUGUAAGAUAAACAAGAACAACCAGGGAAUUGGAAAACUCAGCAUCACGUCAAAGGAUAUGUUCAGAUUUAAGCCCACGGUAACGUCCACUGCUUCCACCAAUAAUCUCACCCAAUUUACCUGCUGCGAUUGCUGUUGCUGCAACUGUGCUGAGUUACUUGCUGGUGGAGUUAAUGCAAUGAGUAUUAGCAACACAAAUGUUCGCCAAAUAACCACUAAGCCCCUAAGUCCACAAACCACAAGCGAAGACUUUAAAAUUUAUUUAGCGAAUAUUCAGUUCUUACAAAAUGCAUCAAAUUUGCUCUCAGAAGCAUACUUGAAAAAAUUGCAGCUUAUAUUCAAAAGGAGCUACGGCAGCUAUACUAAAACAUCGGAUGAUAAUGUCUUACCUGGGGCGAAUAAUGAUGUGAAAUUAACGAGUAUUUCCAUAGUCACAACGGUUUCUGACGUUAUCGCUGAUUCUACACAGUCUACAAACAAUGAAAAUAGCAGUGAUAACGAUGAGCUGCUAUCCGAUGACGAGCAGAAGAAGAUGAUACUAAAAAUUCAUCAAGAGUUUUGGAACUUACCGACAAACUAUCAAGAAAAACCUUUAGUUUUUGGAUCACAAUCGAAGAAUCGAUACAAAACGAUUUUACCGAACGAACAUUCAAGAGUAAUUCUUAAGGCCGAGCCGGGUAUUCCGACAGAACCAUACAUAAAUGCCAAUUUUAUUAAGGGCCCCGAUUACACUAACAACAGCUAUAUUGCUACUCAAGGUCCUAUGGCUAACACCAUAUACGAAUUUUGGCAAAUGGUUAAACAAAACAUAGUGAGAACAGCUUCGAACUCAAAUUAUAGUCACCAUCAUAUCGAGCAGAAACUUGUCAUGUUGACUAACUUUCUUGAGAAUAAUCGACAGAAAUGUUCAGUGUAUUUUCCGCAAAAUGUUGAUGAGUCUGUUGUUUUUGGAAGUUCCAUAGACGCUGAUACUAGUGUUGUACUGCAAAACAGCAAGAGUAUAAUAACAGAUACGCAAAACCAUGCAUAUGCUGUGCUAUCAAAACCUGCUAAUCCUGCUAUCGAUUUUAAUUAUUUUCUCAUAACGAAUAUUGGUAUAUGUCGCAAAAACGGAUACACGAUGCGGAAACUGUUUGUUAUUUAUGCGUAUCAGCAAAAAACAGAAAUGCUAGAGAUUCGCAGUGCUUAUACAGUUUACCAUUAUUGGUUCCCAGAUUGGCCAGAUCAUCGCUCACCGGAGGAUAUAGAUGUGUUGCUCGAUAUGAGUAUUGACAUAUUAGACAAUGAUUGUUGUAAUGAUUUCGAAAACACUGCAGGUGUAACCGAACGACUUUGCUCAUUACCGAUCAUUCAUUGUUCAGCAGGCAUCGGUCGGACCGGUUGCUUACUAGCAAUACUCAACGGUUUAAGUCAAAUGCGGUCUUCUUUGAAGUCUAGGAAAGAGGUAACGGGUACCAACGGUGAAGGUUCUGAAAAUGUAGAAAUGGGAAUGGAAGAAAAAACUGGAAUAUAUCAACCCACGACUCAUCAUACGGACACUAAAAUUUGUGUGGACAUACUAGGUAUCGUUUGUAAUUUAAGACUACAACGGGGCGGUAUGGUGCAGAAUUCUGAACAAUAUGAAUUAAUACACAGAGCAUUAUGUUUAUAUAUGCAACACCUAGGGAUUUAAUAUAGUAAUAUAAUUCACCGAUAGAUCACAUAUGUGUUACUCAAUGGCUUGUUUAUAAUGCAGAUUAACAUACUACCAAAGAAUAUACGAUUUCUAAGUGUAGGCAAGUAAAAAAUAACAUUCAUAGUCAACUGCGUCAUACUUACUAAACAUAAACUAUGAUUAAAGCUGUCAAAUUUCGGCAAGAUAAUAUAAUUCUCAUAAGUAAACAAUUUAAAAUUUAUGGAGCCAAUAAUAUAUUGUAUGUUGAAAUAUAA
Messenger RNA from Toxorhynchites rutilus septentrionalis, 6053 nucleotides. RefSeq lists its product as uncharacterized. Lineage: Eukaryota; Metazoa; Arthropoda; Insecta; Diptera; Culicidae. The transcript has 5 exons. Gene Ontology annotation, biological process: protein dephosphorylation. The record is from RefSeq and is a predicted model, not a curated record. The coding region runs from base 538 to 5796 and encodes 1752 amino acids. Gene Ontology annotation, molecular function: protein tyrosine phosphatase activity.